Messenger RNA from Leptomonas pyrrhocoris, 3454 nucleotides. RefSeq lists its product as hypothetical. Bases 1331 to 3454 code for a protein of 707 amino acids. The record is from RefSeq and is a predicted model, not a curated record. Gene Ontology annotation, molecular function: Hsp90 protein binding. The transcript has a single exon. NCBI's taxonomy places the organism in Eukaryota, Euglenozoa, Kinetoplastea, Trypanosomatida, Trypanosomatidae.
AGCUCGCAAGCAAGAAAAGUCCACAUCUCAUUUCGGAGAAGAAGAGGAACGCCUAAUAAAUAUCCAUAAAGUCACACGCUUCACAGGGCAGUGUGCGUUCACCUACACACCUGUACCACUACAAACAGAACACCAGUUACACAUAAAUACAUAUAUGGGAGGAAGGAAAAGAAAAGCGGCGUAAUACCAGUAAUCGAGGAACGAAGAACACCCAUCUGCAAACGGUACCAUUGAUUUCCCCCUAUUUUGCCUUGUGUUGUUGCUGUUUUGAGCUACAGUUCAGUUACACCUCUUUUCUCUCUCUCAUUUUUCUUCUUCAAUUUACUGGCCGAUAGUCUUUUUGUUUCUGUUGUUGUUCUCCUGCUUUCUUUGUGUGUUCUUCGUUGUGCUUAAGCACUUCUGUAUCUUUUGUUUUCUUCUUUCCCCCCACGGCCGUGUGACACUCAUAUAUAUAUAUAUAUAUAUAUAUAUAUGUAUCUGAAAAUAAAUAUAAAUAAGAAAUAAUAUAUUUAUCCUUACACCCUUUUUAAAAGCUGAUUUGUGAUUGUAAACUGUUAGUGCAGCCUUUUGUGUUUCUUUCUUCCUCUGCUUUCUUCUUCUUUCUUUCUCUCUUUUUUCUUGGCUUUUUCUUUUCCAUCUCGUUUGACAUUUUUCGUGUAAAAUCCUGAAAUCUUGUAUUUUUUUCCUUCUCACAUUUUCACUCUGUGUGUCGUCGUCGUCGUUGUUGUUUGUUUCUUUGUUCCGGCAGCACACGUAUCUCUUUCCCUCUUGUCUCGCCCAAUUGCCGAAGACGUGGCAGCAGCUGUCAGAGCAGGUUUUUCCUUUUCUUUAUUAUUUCUCAAACUCGGCGCUCUCGAUCUCUAUUUGCUGUCUCGCUGGAAGUAACUGCUGCAACUGCCGCCCACGACAAGGCAAAGGAGCAGCAUUGAGCACGCUCCUGUUUCGAUACAUACAUAUAUAUAUAGUGCGCGUCCGUCUUUGCUAGUCUUUCUAGACACUCCUUUUGUUUUAGUGACAAAACAGGAAAACUUGCGCGUAAACGCCUCUUUACUAUUCUUGCUGGUUUUCUUUUUCUUUUCUGAGUGCUACGGUUUUUGUGUUCAUUCCGUGGCUACUGUUGGGCCUCGUCGCAGCUGCGUGAGCGUUUUCUUUUUUCCUCAACGUACACUAGACGGUGUUUUCAGGGAAAAGGACCUCCUCGGUCAGCAUCGAUUCCAACAGCAACCCUAUUCAAUACUAUUUCCCCAAACAGUUCGUAAACGAGAAGGUUUUUCUUGCUUUUUUUUUUCUUUCUAAGGACACCAUUAGAUUAUCACUAUUAUUAAUGCUCAUGGACCUCGCGGAAGCGCCACAGGAGGAAAACCUCAUCUCCCUCUGUGGCGAUGAUGGCGAGGAGGUGCCCGAAAUGCCGUUCUUUGAGGCGAGCAACCUCGAAGACCGACCGAUGGCGCCGGCCGCCGAGGACUACCCAUUGGGGUGCGAGGUGGAGCUGCGCGAUGUCGAGUUCGCAAGGAUUGCGCAGGAGAGCAGGCAUUGGGAGCCGAUAAUGGAGGCCUUCUUUGCCACCCCGCGGCGGCGCGUGCGGGUUGAUAGGCACACGGGUGACUACACGUUUGUUCUGUGUAACGACAUUGAGGGGUUUGAGCGGGUGGGCUGCACGCUGUAUCGCGCCUGCCUUAGUGAACCGAAGGUGAAGGCCACCCGGUACUACUCUAGCAUACGGAGCGGUCUUUCGGGACUGGAGCUGGACGACAAGGCGGAGGAUGUGCUUAGUAAGCCGGUCCAGCCCGGGGCGUCGGCGAGUGCGAGAGAGAGUGGUGAUACAGCGUUGGAUUCGGUGAAGAGCUCCUCAACCAUGAAUGCGAACGGCGAGCUCCUCAGCGCCACCCGGUCGUCACGCAGCACUGGCGCGAACGUCAGCAUGGCCGACGACGCCCGGCAACGCACUUUUAGGUCCUACAUGAGGAAAGGCACGGCGGAGAUCAACAAGAAGAACUGCGAGACCGCACUUCGGUACUACAACAGAGCGCUGGAGGAGAUGCCGGAGGAGGAGGCGCGCGUGCGUAGCAGCCGCUCCGUGGCCUACCUGCUCGCGGGGGAGAAGGAGCGUGCGUUGGAGGACGCCAACCGCGUCGUGCACCUCGUGCCACGCGAGAGCGUCGGGUACAUCCGCACCGGCAACGUCCUGCGCAGCAUGAAGAAGUUUGUGGACGCGCAGAAGAUGUACGCGACGGCGAUGAAGUACGACUCGGCGAACGGCGUCGUGCGUAACCUGCUGGAGGGAAAUUCGGUGGCGAUGCUGUACGAUGGCCGCACGAAGCGGUACAACAAGCUGCGCAUCGCGUACGACGAGCACAUCAAGCGUGCCGUCGCGGUCGCCGCGCAGAACACCGACGCCAACGAGGUCAUCCUCAAGGAAGGCUCCAGUUCCGUCUUCCCGCUCUCCUCUUUUAUAUACCGCGUCAUCUGCGGUCGCAAGCGGUGCUCCCUGUGCUGCCACUGCGGUCGUCCCUUUGUGGACGAAGACAUGGUCAUUGAGCAGAUUCCCGGUCUCACGAAGCCCAUCCUCCACUCCUUGCACGUCUCCUCCACUCCUGUGCCGUGCGACAACAACUGCAACGCGCUCUACUGCAGUGAGAGCUGCAAGUCGAAGGCCUGGGUGGAGCACCACUGGGUCGAGUGUGCGCAGCGUGGCCGCUGGCGCGAAGGGACGGCAGCGAUUCACCGCUUGCUGGACCAGUACGUGCGCACCAACGCGGCACUGGCCGACGCACAGGAGAACGUCUCGCCGGCGCCACAAUGCGCUGCCGACGACGUGCGCCCCAUCGUGAAAGCCGCGUGUAUCCGCAUCGCGGUGCGGAUGAUGUCGCGCAUGGUGAGUAGCGUGUUGCCCUCGCCGGAGGCGGCCCAGCAGUAUCGGUGGCUCUCCACCGCACCAGCGGUGCGCGAGCAGCGAGACGAGAUGAGUGAGCUGCUGCGCACCUGCUACACCACGUUAGCUCGUUGCUUUGCCUCUGAAGAUGCGGAGCAGCUCACUUUCGAUGUCUUCCAGGAUUGCUACGAGAAGGCCAAGUCGAACUCACUGAUGAUCUGCUGCUCCAUGUGGCCCAAGAUAGUGGAGCGCCUGAAGAGCCAUCUGGACUUUGUCAACGCCGAGGAUCGACCGACUGGAAUUGGGGUUCAGAGCAACGACUCGCCACUGCAGUCAUGCCUGCACCACACGCUGAACGCCCCGCGCCACGGUGUGCCGGGCACGUAUCACAUGUGCGUCUCCCUCUUUGAGCUCGCCUCGCUCAUGACGCCGAACAACUGCACCCCGGCGGAGGCGUCGAAGCCGAACGUGGCGGUGCGCACCUUCACCGAGUCCGCCGCCAACUUGCGGCUGCGCACGCUGCGGCCGAUUGGCAAGAAGGAAGUUUUGUCGAUGGCCUGGCCUCACUACGACUUGGCGUAG